CAACAACAUCAGAACUACCCAAUUGUCCGCUGCCAUCUCGGAAGAUUCUAACCUCUCACUUCUGGACAGCUCUCGCUCUUGUGCAUCCGAGUUGUGGUAGGGUUUCUCUGUAUACACCCACACUGCACAACAAACGCCUUCAACUCACUUGCCAAUGGACUUUUUAUGAAUCAACCUCUGGUCAACAAUAAUGUUUACGCUCUCCAUCGCACUUUCUACUAACUCAUGGCCGACUUUGUUUCGCUGGGCAUACACCGCCCCUCUGCUUUGCCAUAUCUGAUAUCUGAGUCCGUUCUUCCCCAAAAUCCCACCUCACAGGAUUAUACUUGGAAAGUGUACCCAGGCCCUUUGGAUGAUUCAGAGGAUGAGGUUCUUUACACAUCCAACUGUGUAGUCUGGUCACAGGAUGGUCAUGUUCGAAAGGUCUUCAACUUCGACUCCACAAAGCAACCGGUCGGCCAUGCUUUGAUCACUCGCUUUCGCGCUGAUGCUCUCUCUCGAAACUCCACCGAAUCCACAGGUCCAGACAAUGUCAUCUCUUAUGCUUCGACCGCCUAUGUCUCGAGAUGGGGUACCAAGCCACAGCGCGAUCCUAAGCAAAUGUUGUCAUUGAGUCAGACCGAUUCACACGGCUUCAACCGUGCUCUGGUCAUCAUCUUGAAGUCUGAGAUGCAUAUUCAUUUUCUCUCUGGAUCGACCCAUGUACUCAAUUUGCCCUUUGAGGUGGAGAAGGCUUUCCCUGCCAUUGAUGGUCUUGUCAUGCAGAGAAAGUCCACUUCUGCUACCAAGGAACCUCCGACUCCUACCAUUCCAGGCCCUCCUCCGAACUCUUUUGCUUCGUCUCAGCCGUACUUGUUCUCGCAAUCAAAGUCACCUGAAUUGAGAGCCAACCGUUAUCGGCCAAGUGUCUUACCUCCAAGUCCUUCGACUCACUUCAAUCUCGAUGCUUUGUUCCAGGAUCUUACCAAAGGCCCAGAAUCGCAAAUCAACGAUGAGCUUCCUAGAUUUUAUUCUUUGGAAAAUCCACUAUCGGAUAUGGCGCCCGUCUCACAUGCCAGCGUCUGUCGUCAACCACGAUUUCCUCGUCCUGGCGCUUCGAGUGCCCCGACUGUGGAGUACGAUAUGCUCGAUCCUGCGGAAGAGCUUGUCUACGUGUCAUCACAAGAUGAGCUUGCCGAGCAGGCAGAGCCUGGUGAUGCCCCACUGUUCCUGUUGGUCACUGUAAACAGAGAGCUUGGUCAGAUAACGGUAUGGCAAGCAUGGUACUUGAAGCCUCCUAAGCUUUCCGAUCUACUAUCACAACGUGCGGCUCACAAGGCAGCUAAGACUAAGCGUCCUAGCUCUGUCAUGACUAGUCGAACAGCGGGCGCUACUACCCCUGCGUUGAAAAACCGCGAUCACCGGGAUAGAGUACGUGAAAGUUUCGCAGCUUCCACGCGGUUGUCUGUUGCCUCAACUACAAGACCCUCUCAAGACGACGAAGAGGUCAUGGCAUCGCAGAUGGAUCCGGAGUAUCUGCUUAAGAAGCCUUCCGGUGGUCCUAGGCGAGUCAGCUCCAUCCUCUCACGAGGUGAAGUCGGUAACUCGGACCCUUCGAUCAAACAGACUGCGCUUGGUGCCAGCUUUAGUGGAGCUGGACGUAGAUAUCCUUCAAUGGGAAGCUUUACUGAUCGCGAUCGCCGAAGUUUUGGCAAUCAACUAUCUCGCAAAAGUCGCGGCUCUACACCAGCAAGCAUAUUUGGCAGAAGCUUCGGACCAGACGAUACUAUCGAAAUUGAGAACAGUCGGAUGCAAGACUACAAUGAUGAGUAUGAGAGUGCGGAACGACUGAUUGGAGCCACUCACAAGUCUGCGGGUACCGAAUCUGUCUUGGGCUCUUCUCCCGAUGGACUUAGGAAGGAGCUCGUCAUUCGCAAAUUGGAUGUCUUCAUGACCGAUGUGUCCAAUUUUGGCACCACUGCGGUUGAGGACCUUAUUAGGGUCUCCCCUUUAGUUCACUCCUCCCCAUCGGAGCACAGUAGCCAUCUGAUCUCGUUGUACAUUCUUGACUCGUCGUCAGGAUCUAUGACAACGGUCAAGCUACGAGUACAGAGGAAGAAUGAGCGAAGAUUUCAACCCGAAGAAGGUGCUCACGCAAGGUAUAUGCCUAUACCCUUCCUGUGUGAUCGUAACAUAACACACAACAUUGCCGACAUCACCAAGAUCCAUGAUGGCCAGACAUCAGCCAUCGCUCACCUCUCGGUCAAUUCUCAGGAACUUGGCAUUAUACCAGCGCGAGGUAUUCCCUGGUCGUUGCCACUAUCGAAGCAAGUACGAACGUGGCAUCCUUCAGAUAUUCAGAGCAUUCUACAUUCAACCACUAGCGAUCUGCAAUCGUCACGGUCCCUUCAAGAACCUUGCAAAUUGAAUUACCCUGGCAAUCAUGGUAAGGUCACAGUAGUAUCUGCAGACGGCUUCCACCAUCGCUUCCAGAUCAGAUCGAGUCCAAGAUCCACUGCUGUACGCCAAAUCCUCGAACUAUGCCAGUCAGUACUCCCAACAAAGGAGGGUGGCUCGGUUGCUGCUAUAUGGUGCAACAUACACCAUCGAUUCGUGAGCGAAGGUGUUCAACUUACUGGUGGUCUUGAUGUUGAGUGGGAAGCAAUGAUCGUAGCCCUUUUCGCAUUUGCUGCUGGCUCUAUUGGAAGAUCAUUGCGUGGUAACCAGAGAAGUAAGUCUUCGACAGUUGACAGUACGCGACUUGGUACCUAUGGAAGUCAAUUACGCUCUCGCAGUCUGAAGUCAGACCUUGACAAACUUGUGUCACCUGCCUGGAGCUGGCUCGAAAAGCCGACUACACACUCAAAGCUCAGUGCGAUUACUCCGAGAUCAAGACUCAGAACACCUCGAAGUACUCACAAAGCCAAGAAGCAUCCCUUCUCUCUGAUCGAGUACGAGACGAUGGCUCGCCACCUACUACACGAAAUCGCAGUGGAUGAUUUGGACUGGCUAGUGUCCCAGGAAGCUGCUGAAUCACGACAUCUCUGUUGCACAAAAAUUAUGCUGGUGCUCUACCUUUUCCGAGAGGAGCAGAAACUGAGCUCACUUUCGGACGAUGCGGAAGGAAUCGUCGUUGGCUCUCUCUGUGCUAUUAUCGCCCAAUUUGGACAAUGGCUUUCCAUUGAUCCCUGGUCGUAUAGAUCUGGCUCUUACCACGAGAUGGAUGGUGAAAUCAGUGAUUGGGAGCUGUCUUCGUCGACGAUGAGCACGACCGCCAGAGUCUCGCAGAACUUGUGUCCUCCACCCCAAUCUGUCUUUGCAUGGGUUGAGAAGAACUUCAUCCAUGGUAUCUCCGAACCAUUUGUAGGCGUAGGGACAAUCGCUUCUCUAGGGACAGACGCAUCUGCUUCCACGAUCUCGAAACUUGAGGGUAACCUUCUUCCUCGUUUGACCUCCCUGAGAUUGCUGGCAGCACGGUUCUCCGCCAUCAAAGCUUCGCCGAGUGCUUUAGUGCAAACACUCAAGGAAGCAAACUUUGGAGCCGGAGCUUUCGAGACUUUACCAGAAGGCGUACUUGCUCCGCUUCGUGAAGCCAUUAGUCGUUGUCAGACAGCGCCACCCACGACAUGGUCUUCUGAUCUACUGGAGUUUGUUGCGCGUGAGGACUUGAUUGGGCUAUCACAGCUGAACAAGGAUGCCAAUCGUCCUUCAAGUCGAGGAGCACUGCCUAAUGUGCUGGUGCCACACGAUGUACAGACCAUAUAUAGCUCUGCUGAUCGUGCUCCUCUGACUGCCAAAACACACGAAGCCGAAAGACAUGCAGUCAUUUCGCUUAUCUUCUCCGAGGAUCGUCGCUUUGUUGAUGCUGCCAGGCUGAUGAACCCUACCGCGGUGCAAGUCGCCGAGUGCCCACCUCAACCUGAAUGGUCAGAAGUUGAGCACUUGGAACAACAGAAGCGAGUCAUGCAAUGGGUAAUGAUCCGAACACUUGCACUCUCACCUGGUGAUGGCAUGAUCCACUUUGAAAGUCAACGUCCUCUUCUGUCGGAAAAGUUCCACAUCAAGGGUUUCAGUACAUCUUGUCAGAUGAAGCCAAUGGACACUACCAUUAGUGCUGAUCGCAGUGGAUUCACCGAGGACAAGUUUGCCUGGACGUUCUUCCAUGCUGGUGUUUCUGCAGGAUUGAGCAUCUCACGAAACGCGACUGGCAUUGACACUUCUUGGAUAGUCUUCAACAAGCCUGCAGAGCUCAACAACCGCCACGCUGGGUUUCUUCUAGCUCUUGGUAUUAAUGGGCAUCUGAGGACUCUCGCCAAAUGGCUUGCGUUCAAGUAUCUGACUCCAAAACACAACAUGACUUCCAUCGGACUCCUACUGGGCUUGUCAGCAUCAUACCUUGGCACCAUGGAUACUCUACUCACUCGCAUGCUGUCUGUACACAUCACAAGGAUGUUGCCUCACGGUGCCGCGGAGCUCAAUGUUUCGCCCAGCACCCAGACUGCUGGACUGAUGGGCAUUGGACUGGUCUACUACGAUACACAGCAUCGACGAAUGAGUGAAAUCAUGUUAUCAGAGGUCGAGCACCGUGAGAUCGAAGACCCUGGUAGCACGAUGGACCAACUGCGUGACGAGUCAUAUCGACUUGCAGCGGGAUUUGCUCUCGGCUACAUAAAUAUCGGAAAGGGCCGAGACUUGCGUGGUCUCCAUGGUAUGAAUCUUCUAGAGCGAUUGUUGACGGUCGCUGUUGGUCCCCGACCAGUCGAACUCGUGCAUGUUGUUGAUAAGGCUACUGCCGGUGCUGUCAUCGCCAUUACUUUGAUCUACAUGAAGACUGGCGAUCGAUCUGUCGCACGCAAGAUAGACAUACCUGACACUGUUGCUCAGCUUGAGCAUUGUCGUCCAGACAUACUGCUUCUGAGGACCGUUGCAAGGCAUCUCAUAAUGUGGAACGAGAUCACCGAUGAGUCAGACUGGAUCCGCAAGAACCUCCCUAUCGAAUACUCCCACCGCUACUACGGCCAUGGUGCCAAAGCUUCGGUGGAGAUAAAAACACUCCCUCAGCUGCGAAGCAAGGACGUGCCAGUGUUCAAUAUCCUGACUGGCCUCGCGUGGAGUUUGGCCUUGAGAUUUGCAGGCAGUGGCAACGAGAAAGCGCGAGACCAAGUGAUCGCAGUGCUUAAAGCUUUCAUCGCAGUGUCCAAGCAGGACGCAUUCUUCUACGAUGCCAAGUUGGCCAGAGCUACAGUUAAGCGUUGUAUUGACGUGCUCGCACUUGCCAUGGCUACCAUUAUGGCAGGCACGGGUGAUCUUCAAACGUUUAGAUAUCUGCGAGCACUGCACGGCCGUGUGGAUCCAGAAACUACAUAUGGAUCACAUCUUGCAGCCCAUCUUGCUAUCGGCACACUGUUCUUAGGCGGUGGCACUUACACUUUUGGAACGUCAGACUUUGCCAUCGCAUCUUUGAUGUGCGCAUUCUACCCUCUAUUCCCCAGCGAGGUCCUAGACAACCGGGUACACCUACAGGCUCUUCGACACUUCUGGGUCUUUGCCACCGAACCUCGUUGCAUCGUGGUACAAGACAUCGACACAAAACGGCCUAUACACGUCAAACUCAGAGUAGAGUUGCGAGAAGGAAAACAGAUCUCAAUGACUUCUCCAUGCUUGUUGCCAGAGUUGAGCACCGUCGCACGCAUCAGUACGGAUGAUCCUACUUACUGGCAAGUCACCCUCGACUUUGCUGCUAAUCCUAAGCAUCUCGCCACCUUCCGACGCUCGCAGACAGUCUAUGUGCGUCGCUGUCCACCUGGUGAAGCUUCGAACAGCGUUUUCAGCACGACACUUUCAGCCCUCAUCGAUGUUCAAUCCAGCAUCGGUGGCCGUCAGAUGUGGGAGUGGAUCCUCGAUCUGCCCGCCUUCCGGGAACUCGAUCAAGCAGACUUUGGUCUUGUGCUGCCCUCAGACCCACGCAGCGCGACUCAUCUGGAUGAGAAGUUAACAGCUGUGGACAGUAGAUUGGUGUUGAGCCGUAGUGUAGCUUCGACAAAGGCGAAUGCAUUAUGGAAUUUGAGGUUGCUAUUCGCAUGGGCACAAGAUGCUACGGAUAAUGGAGAUGGAAGGUUAAGGUGGAUUGGCAAGCAUGUUGUUGAUAUGUUGCAGACGAAGGUUGCUGAGAGGACGCAUAUGUCGUGAUCAGACAGCUAUUGAGACAAGUAGCUCAACACACAAUUAGGACUCGCAUUAACGUAUAUCACAAUUUCGUUCGGAGUUCAAACAAUGAUUCCAGU
This is a messenger RNA of Aureobasidium pullulans EXF-150, 6263 nucleotides long. RefSeq lists its product as uncharacterized. Gene Ontology annotation, cellular component: anaphase-promoting complex. Gene Ontology annotation, biological process: protein K11-linked ubiquitination; metaphase/anaphase transition of mitotic cell cycle; anaphase-promoting complex-dependent catabolic process. The transcript has a single exon. The record is from RefSeq and is a predicted model, not a curated record. The coding region runs from base 226 to 6168 and encodes 1980 amino acids. Gene Ontology annotation, molecular function: molecular adaptor activity. NCBI's taxonomy places the organism in Eukaryota, Fungi, Ascomycota, Dothideomycetes, Dothideales, Saccotheciaceae.